Messenger RNA from Arctia plantaginis, 273 nucleotides. The record is from the annotation of a GenBank genome assembly. NCBI's taxonomy places the organism in Eukaryota, Metazoa, Arthropoda, Insecta, Lepidoptera, Erebidae.
AUGUGGAAUGAGGUCAAAGUUUCUGGAGGGCAACAAUCGUGCGCUUCCGCAGGAGAAAUCGUUACAAUGACCUCUCAGAAACGCGCCGGAAGAAAGUUCCUACCGAUUUGCAUAGAGCUCGACGAGCAACAAACGAUGGCGAUCCUGCUCUCGCUUGGCUAUGCGAUGACCUACAUAGACAUGGUUAUAGUACAUUGUCGCGGACCCAUUUCCGUGGGUGCACGACCACGACCACUGCCUGGCUCGCAGAUCGACACACUUCGCUCACUCUGA